Molecule: messenger RNA, 1464 nt
Organism: Colletotrichum higginsianum IMI 349063
Lineage: Eukaryota; Fungi; Ascomycota; Sordariomycetes; Glomerellales; Glomerellaceae
Product: Cellulose-binding protein
Exons: 2
Coding region: 1-1464 (487 amino acids)
Molecular function (GO): hydrolase activity, hydrolyzing N-glycosyl compounds
Source: RefSeq, a predicted model, not a curated record
AUGGCACCUUUACAACCGCAAUUCAGAGGGACGGCGUCCCUCACUCAGUUCCCGUCGAAGCCGCGGGUCUUCAUCUUGACGGAUAUCACCAACGAACCCGACGAUGCCGAGUCGUUCUGCCGAUACCUCACCUACUCCAACCAGUUCCGCACCGAGGGCGUAGUCGCCGUCACGUCGACAUGGCUCAAGAACAAGGUGGCACCCCAGAACCUCCACGGAAUCGUUGACGCGUACGAGAAGGUCGUCGACAACAUCAACGCCCACACCCACCCGGGCUUCCCCUACCCCUCGGCGCAGAGCGUGCGGGAUCUGAUCAAGUCUGGACCCCCGGUCUACGGCAUGGAGGCAGUCGGCGACGACAUCCCACUCAGCGAAGGGGGCGAAUUGCUCCUCGAGCGGCUCACCGCGCCCGAGGAGGAUCCGCUCUGGGUUCUCGUGUGGGGCGGCGUCAACGUGCUCGCCCAGGUCCUGCACAAGACCCGAGACCGGCCGGACGCGGCCAAGCUGCGCGAGAAGCUGCGCGUCUACACCAUCUCCGACCAGGACGACUGCGGAGGCUGGAUCCGGCAACAGUGGCCCGACAUCUUUUACAUCUGCUCCGUCCACGGCUGGAACCAGUACCAGUGCGCCGCGUGGACCGGGAUCUCGGCUCCUUGCUCCGGCGACGUCGGAGGACCGGACGGCUCCAAGGUGACGCACGAAUGGGUCAAGGAAAACGUUCAAGUCGGCCCCCUGGGGGCUGCGUACCCCGAUUUUGAGUUCAUCAUCGAGGGCGACACGCCGACGUUCCUCUACCUUGUCCAAAAUGGCCUCGGCGUCCCGGAAGAGCCGCUCUACGGAUCUUGGGGAGGCCGGUACAUCCCGGCCAACGUGAGCCCAAAGGGCCUGUCUUCCAGGGGGCACUUUGCCGAUGCCAUCGACACCGUCAUCGGCGUGGACGGCAAGCCUCACAGGUCCAGCCAGGCCACCAUCUGGCGCUGGAGGAACGCGUUCCAGGACGAUUUUGCCGCGCGCAUGCAAUGGACUUUGACGUCGGAUUUCAGCAAGGCCAACCACCACCCCGUCGUCUCGGUCAACGGCGACUCCGGCUUGGCGCCGAUCCGCGUCGAGGCUGACGCCGGGGGCGUCGUCUCUCUCGAUGCGUCCAAAAGCUACGAUCCCGACGGCGACAAGCUCAGCUUCAAGUGGUACCAGUACCGCGAGCCCAGUUCGCUGCAGACGUACCAUGGCCUCGAGGUGUCCGACGUGGAGAUCAAGCCCUCCAACGACGACGGCAGCAAGGUAGAGGUGAAGAUUGCCCCUGCGGACAAGUCCUGCAUUGUGUUCAGGGAGAAGAUCCCUCUCGAGCGCGGCCUCCCUCUCCACGUGAUCCUCGAAGUCAAGGACAACGGCACGCCUUCUCUGACGAGCUAUCGCAGAGUGAUUAUUCAACCCGUGGAUAGGGACUUUGGGUUAAGGAGAUAG